Molecule: messenger RNA, 2438 nt
Organism: Hyla sarda
Lineage: Eukaryota; Metazoa; Chordata; Amphibia; Anura; Hylidae
Product: zinc finger protein 436-like
Exons: 3
Coding region: 99-2438 (779 amino acids)
Biological process (GO): regulation of transcription by RNA polymerase II
Molecular function (GO): DNA-binding transcription factor activity, RNA polymerase II-specific; RNA polymerase II cis-regulatory region sequence-specific DNA binding
Source: RefSeq, a predicted model, not a curated record
ACAAUAUUAAUGCUCCAGAGACAGAUGUGAGCGGUGAUGAGCAGUAUAAGGAGGACAUUCCGACAGGAAAAGAUCUGAACAAUAUUAAUGCUACAGAUAUGAAGGAAGAAGAGACAGAUGUGAGCUGUGAUGAGCAGUAUAAGGAGGUUAUUCCGACAGGAAAAGAUCUGAACAAUAUUAAUGCUACAGAUAGGGAGGAAGAAGAAGAGACUGAUGUGAGCGAUGAUGAGCAGUAUAAGGAGGACGUUCCUACAGGAAAAGAUCUGAACAAUAUUAAUGCUACAGAUAUAAAGGAAGAAGAAGAAACAGAUGUGAGCGGUGAUGAGCAGUAUAAGCAGGACAUUCCUACAGGUAACCGCCCAGAUUCUUGUAGCAGGAGAUCAGAGGAGAAUCUUCUAUCUUCAGAUUAUAAAGCAGAUGAUGAUAUCACACAAGAUACAUAUGAAGAACAUUCCAUUAUCCCAGAUACACCCUCAGCCCUUCACAGCCAAGAUCUGUCAUCUCAUCCUUAUAUACAGGUCCUGUCUUCUCAGUCAUCACAGGAUGUUCAGCAAAAUAAAGGUCACAGAAGGGGUGUUGGACAUCAACGAGCUCAUACAGGAAAGAAACCAUAUUCAUGCUCAGAAUGUGGGAAAUGUUUUACUUUUAAAUCAGGUAUUGUUACACAUCAGAGAUAUCACACAGAAGAGAAGCCAUUUUCAUGUUCAGAAUGUGGAAAAUGUUUUAAUAAGAAAUCACAUCUUGUUCAGCAUCACAGAACUCACACAGGGGAGAAGCCAUUUUUAUGUUCGGAAUGUGGGAAAUGUUUUACUCAGCAAUCACAUCUUGUUACACAUCAGCGAUAUCACACAGGAGAGAAGCCAUUUUCAUGUUCAGAAUGUGGAAAAUGUUUUAUUAAUAAAUCAGAUCUUGUAGUACAUCACAGAACUCACACAAGAAAGAAGCCCUUUUCAUGUUCAGAAUGUGGAAAAUGUUUUACUACGAAAUCAAAUCUUGUUGGCCAUCACAGAACUCACACAGGGGAGAAGCCAUUUUCAUGUUCAGAAUGUGGAAAAUGUUUUACUAAGAAAUCACAUCUUUUUGAACAUCACAGAACUCACACAGGGGAGAAGCCAUUUUCAUGUCCAGAAUGUGGGAAUUGUUUUGCUAAGAAAUCAGUUCUUGUUAGGCAUCAAAGAACUCACAAAGGCAAGAAGCCAUUUUUAUGUACAGAAUGUGGAAAAUGUUUUACUAAGAAAUCACAUCUUAUUGUACAUCACAGAACUCACACAAGAAAGAAGCCAUUUUCAUGUUCAGAAUGUGGAAAAUGUUUUACUAAGAAAUCAAAUCUUGUUGAACAUCACAUAACUCACACAGAGAAGCCAUUUUCAUGUCCAGAAUGUGGGAAAUGUUUUGCUAAAAAAUCAGAUCUUGUUAGGCAUCAAAUAACUUGCAAAGACAAGAAGCCAUUUUCAUACUUUCGGCUCCAGGUGUUGCCAUGCCUCCCAAAGUCAAUGCCUGAAAAUCUAUCGGGGGGGAGUGAUGCUCCACAUAAUACAAGAAUGGAUAAAUUCCUGAAGUCCCCACUUGAUAAUAUCAAAACUAGGAAUCAAAAACAAGUGGGACAAGAACAAGAACAUCAUAAUACUAUGAGUGGAUCAAGAUUUACUAUAUUACAGUCAGGAGAUGACUUGCCAGAGGUGGAAGGGGGGAAUCUAGACUCACAGGUUCUGAAAUCUAUUAUGAAUGGGGUUGAAAAAUUUAAUAAGUCACUGGAGGACCUAACAUCACAAAUGGGCGCUUUAAGUGCGGAGGUCUCCUUUAUAAGAGAAGACACCAACAAGAUUAAAGAUAGAGUUAAGCAGAUAGAAAAAGCAGUUCCACGUAUGGAAAAAGAGCUGGGCGAGAUGCGAAAGGAGCGGGAAGUUCUGAAAGACGAUAACAAAUAUUUCAGAGAAAAGCUGGCAGACUUAGAGGACAGAUCAAGACGUAAUAAUGUAAGAAUUGUGGGGAUCCCGAAGGGUGAAGAAGGGGAAAACCCAACAUCCUACAUUGAAAAAUGGUUGAAGGAGGUUGCUGGGGAAUCCCUACUCACAAAUUUAUUUCAUGUCGAGAGGGCCCACAGAAUCCCCAUGAAAAAGCCUGCUCCGGGUCUCUUGCCAAGAACGCUCUUGGUCAAAUUAUUAUGCUCUCAAGAUAGAGACUGCCUUCUGAAAUUGUCAAGAGAAAAGGGAGCAAUCCCAGUCGGCAACUCUAGGGUGUUCAUGUACCCUGACUUGUCAAGAGAUACCCAGCGCAGAAGAAUGGCCUUUCAUCCUGUUAAAAAGAGACUGCAUGCGGCCGGCAUUAAAUUCUCUCUUUUGUUCCCUGCCAGACUGAGGAUAACAUUUGAGGAAAGGGUGUAUUUCUUCACUAGUGAUGAUGAGACCAGUAAAUGGCUGGAGGAGAGGGGAAUGUAG